Wasmannia auropunctata (little fire ant) is the source of this 4264-nucleotide messenger RNA. RefSeq lists its product as uncharacterized. Gene Ontology annotation, molecular function: enzyme binding. Gene Ontology annotation, cellular component: nucleus; Slx1-Slx4 complex. The transcript has 7 exons. Lineage: Eukaryota; Metazoa; Arthropoda; Insecta; Hymenoptera; Formicidae. The coding region runs from base 134 to 4180 and encodes 1348 amino acids. Gene Ontology annotation, biological process: resolution of meiotic recombination intermediates; interstrand cross-link repair; DNA replication. The record is from RefSeq and is a predicted model, not a curated record.
ACGGCAAUUUUAAGAUAGGACACGUUAUUGAAACUUGAUUGGAAUCUAAUUGAUAGCCUUUUCGGGAUCUAAACGAUGAAAUUGUAAACCAGACUACGAUGCAAAUAUUUUUAGAUUAACUAAAUUUUAAAUAAUGAUUUUUCAGACAUCGCGCGAUGAUCCUGAUCUCCAGCUUGCUUUAGCACUUUCCAAAUCUCUGUAUGAAAAAGAAGAAAUUGAAGAAUGGGAUGAAGUUCAGAUCGUGGCUAUAUCCUCUAAUUCAUCGGCGCCAGAUAAUAACGCAGAAUGUCCGCAGAAAGCAACGUUGCAAAAUUUUGGAUUUAGUAGCAGUAGAAAUGUAUUACCAACAAAUAAUUGGCCCACCAGUAGAACUAAAAAAAGAAAACUCAUUGAACCAACUGUUUUGCAAAGACGUACGGCUGAAGAAAGAGAUCGUAUUUUAACAGAGAGAAUUGCUGAGAUACUUAUGGGAUGUAAAGAUUUCACUCAAAGAUGUCAGGAAAAAAUAGAGGAGUGUAACGACGCGAAAGAGAAAAUUGUUAUAAAGAGUCAAUUACUUCAACAAUUACGUCAAAUUGAGAAUACAUUGUGGGAUAGGACAAGAUUAAUGCAACCUCAAGAUAUAUUUUAUGUAAAACAACUAUCGCCUCAAAUAAUACCAUUAGAAAAGAAAGAGCAGAAAUUAGAUGGAAAGCAGAAUGUUACGAAGCUUAUGGAAUUAAACGUAAGCAACGAAAGAUCUAUGAGUAAUAAACAAAUAAAAAAAAUAAAAGAAAUACAGACUGUAGAAACAACAGACAAUGAUGAAGCAUCAACAGUCUCUUCAAUUACAGUUAAUACGUGUUGUAAAGAAAAGCAAUUUCUUGACGAUCUGGCAACUAGUUGGAGAAAUAUGCUUAAUGAUAGUUCUGCAAGUGACAUUAUUGUGUUCGUCAGAAACAGCAGACAUAUAUGGACGCAUAAAUUGGUUUUCUACACACGCUGCACGAAUAUUUUGCUUGAUGUAAUUUCCAAUGAUACGGAGUUCUCUACUGCGAAAGAAAAGAUUUGUUGGUUUGAUACGGACUAUGAUGUUGCCUUGGCCUUUCUAGAAUUUGUUUAUUGCGGUGUAAUCGAUAAGUAUUCAGAAGUACUUGAUUCUGAGGCAACUUUAUCCGACAUCAGAGCUUUAGGAAGGAGAUACGAACUUAACGAUUUAUUUGCUUAUUUACGUCAAAAGAGAUCUAAAUAUAACGCAGCAGAAGUCAAACAAAAUUGUAAUACCUAUGAAGAAAAUAUAGGAAGUGCAAAUUCAAGUAUAGAAACAGCUUUAAAUGUUUCAAAAUUAGACAAAUCUUCUAACGAAUCACGAAAUUGUACGCAUGAUGUUGUGACAGACAUUCCAUGCUCUCAGAAAACACUAUUACAGGAGGAUGUUAAUGAUGAUUUACAUCCCUUUGAAAAUUACGCAUCUAUGAGAAAUUUGAGCGUUUUGCAAGACGAAAAGACUACUUCAAUGAAGUUAUCAGAGGAAAUUAACUCCAGAAGCAACACACCGACAAAAUGGGAAACUAGUGCAUCGCCUGACAUGUUUGAUGAUACACCAGUAGCAAAACAUAGCGAUAAGUCCCCAGUACAUUCUAAAGACUUGGAAGAUUCUAGCAUUCACAUAUUAUGGAGUUUAAUAAAACAAGACGCAGAUAUUGAUAUUUCUAGUCAAAAAUUAUUAAUUGCGAGAACUCAGAACCCAGAACAUUCAGAGUUGGACAAAGGUAUAUCUAUCUUUUCAAAAAAUGUGAAACAAGAUAUAAUCGAAGUUGAUCCAGAUUCCGAAAAAAAUUCAAAUUCUCCGAAAUUUUCUAUUGACAGUAUGCAUAAAGAUACCUUAAUUGAUACUCCCCCAAGCAGUAAAUCAAAAUAUAGCCAAGAUUGUCUUUCGGAGGUAAUAAAACAGAAAAGUGAUCUUACAUUAUUUAUCGAGAAAAUUCAGAAAGAAAACGCGAAACUGGAUGCGGAGUUAAAUUUGGAAUUUUCCGUUAGGGAAUGUUCUGUGCAAAUAUCUCCCUUAAGACAUAAAAAUCCAUUUUAUAUAGACAAACAUAAGUCCGAGCUUCUACUUUCUGAACUUGACAAUGAACAAUCAGUUGAUAUGAAGGAAAGACCCGGUAGAUUAACUAUAAUAGAGCAGCGUAUGCAAUCGUAUGCUGCCAAAAAUCCAGAAUUUUAUUCCCGUCUUUCUAAUGAACAUGCAGAAAAUGUUAAACAGACCAAUAGUUCGCAUAUGGAUUCUCUAUUACCCAAGAAGAUAACGGCAUCUUCUCAUGAUAAUGCAUUGAAUUCUACACGAAAUUUUACUUCACCAGAUGAGAAGCACGUGAAUAUUUCGGAACGAGUUCACACAACUGUGAGUUCACAACAUACUGAAACAACGAAUCAAUUGCUUAGCGAAACCAUCUUUGAUUUAGAUACGAAUGAGAAGGAGAUUUCUAUGUAUUCUAAAUACAUGAAGGAUCACAAGGACAAUAGCAUAGCAAAGUAUCGUGUAGCGAUCAGUAGAAAUAAGUCGGAUAGUAACUUAUCUAAUAAAAGUAUAUCAUCUGAUUCGAUCGAUGAAGAUAGUAAUAUCAGUGAGGCUGAAAAAGAUGAAAUUUUGACUCAAUCUGUUUUGACACAAAAAAAUGCGGAUGUAAUUGUUUCGUCAGAUACAGAUGUUGAAAGCAUAUCUUCCAAUGUUAGCCACAUUGUUUUAGAGAACGACGACUCCGAUCACGAAAAUAUCACAUCUCAUUCUCCGCAACAAUCUAGAAAGGAAAUAGAAGGUAACAAACAGGAUAUAGGAAAUGGAAGUAGCAGUCAAUCGCUCGAAAUUGAGAAAUUUUCAAAAACAAUGAUGACAAACUCGGAAGAAGAAAAAGAAAUUAAUAGAGCAACCAAAUCAAAUCAAGAUAAGUUAGAUACUACAGAGGUAAUGUCUGUGACACAAAAAUAUACAUUAAAUGAAUUAAAUGACGAUCAGAAAACGGGAUCUAUUCCAAGCCCGAUUACGGUGUUCUCCAGCCCAGAUCAUUUUUCAAAUGGCGAAAGCCGCAGUCCGGUUUUAAAUAUGGACAGCUUGCUUCGAGAUAAACUCUGCAUCGAAAGUGUAUCAGGAUUAGAUGCUUGUAAACUAAGAAAUUCGCUCAACUUUUCUUCUAUCUUUGAGGAUGAUAUACAUCUUGCAAACGUCAAUAUUGAUAAUUAUGAGAAACAACGUAUUUUGGAGAAGAGUCGAUCGUUUAGCACAUUAAGUAAGAGAGAAUCUAAGAAUACCAGUACACGCAGAAGCAAUAAUAAAAAUACUCGUGAAAAUAUCAAAGAUAAAAAUGUAGUAGCAGAUAAUAGAAAUUUAGAUUUUUAUAGCAAUGCUACAUCUUUGACUCAAAAUUUUACAAGUGUUAGGAACUUUGGAAGAAAAUCUUUAUCCGAGGGACAGAUUGACACAAAUAGACUACGUAAUAAUCAAGAGGCUUCAUCUACACGUAUAUCUACGCAAUUCCAAUGUAAUUACAUUCAGAACAUUGAAAAUGCAAAAACGCCUAAAAUAACUGAAAAAGACGUUACACCUCCGCCUGAUUAUAACAUUAUGAGCACUCCUGAAUUACACGGAGAAAUGAAGAAAUAUGGACUAAAGGUGCAAAAACGUAGCAGAGCUGUAAAACUGUUAUCGCAUAUUUAUAACGAACUUCAUCCUUUAGUACCUGAGAAAACGAUAAGACAACAAGUCACUGAAAUUUCGAGCGACGAAGACGAGGAACCUCCGUCGAAGAAACGAAAUGUGGAUGGUAACAUUUUGGAAAAGUCGAACAGUGCAGAAGAUAGCGAUAAUGAAUUGCCUUGUUCUCAAGAUAGCAAUGACAGUGUAAGUUCUGCAAAGGAAACAAUCAACAAAGAAAUGGAAUUUUAUGAAACCGAGUCGUUAUCGGUAUUGAAGAAUUCAUCGGACAUCACAGAAGCUUUUAUGAGACUAAUUAAAAUUGAUAAAGAUUUACAUAACAAAAUAUUACGAUAUGAACCAGUGAAUAUUGAACAGUUACGUUCUACGUUGAAAAUACAUGGAUUUAAAUGCAAAUUUUCUGAUCUUAUGAGCUUUCUAGAUCAACAGUGUAUUACAUUCUAUGCACCAGAACAAAGCAUCAAGAGCAGGACUCGUAGAAAAGCAUAGUUCAUCUAUUCGUAUAAUUUUUUUAUAAUUCAUAAAAUAUUUGUACAUAAAGUAUUUGUAAUUAGCAAACAUUAAUAUAACAUG